Messenger RNA from Eremomyces bilateralis CBS 781.70, 339 nucleotides. RefSeq lists its product as uncharacterized. Gene Ontology annotation, molecular function: nucleic acid binding. The annotation marks the transcript as partial. Lineage: Eukaryota; Fungi; Ascomycota; Dothideomycetes; Eremomycetales; Eremomycetaceae. The record is from RefSeq and is a predicted model, not a curated record. The transcript has a single exon.
UACAUGGGCCCCCGGUCCGUAAGCAACAUCUACGCAGCCGAACUUCGUGGGAUCCAAUUAGCGCUGGACAUAGCAGACCAGCACUCGGGAAUCAAGAGAAGGACGGUUGCCUUAACCCCCCAACGCCGAAUCCCACUUCCAUCAGAGACUACCCACAUCUACAUCUUCGCCGACAGCCAGGGAGCCCCCAAAGCGCUCCUAAGCCCGCAAACUCACUCAGGACAAUACUACGUCCUAGACAUCCUCUACCGCCUCCAGCUCUUCAAGAGCGCGGGAUACGCGGUGCACCUCUACUGGAUCCCUUCCUACUGCGGCAUUCUGGGCAACGAGCAAGCUAAC